Molecule: messenger RNA, 498 nt
Organism: Ornithodoros turicata
Lineage: Eukaryota; Metazoa; Arthropoda; Arachnida; Ixodida; Argasidae
Product: SOSS complex subunit C-like
Exons: 4
Coding region: 54-383 (109 amino acids)
Biological process (GO): DNA repair
Cellular component (GO): SOSS complex; nucleus; nucleoplasm
Source: RefSeq, a predicted model, not a curated record
GAUAUUCGUAAAAAAAAAGACUCUAAGCAUGAUAGGAGACGAAAGCUACGUGCAUGUCCACAUUGAGGCAGUUUCCAAUGGUUUCUAAGACGACAAAACAAACAAGUUUAAAAAUGGCGUUCCAGCCUCCGACAGCGCGACAAGAGAUGCAAAACAGGAAGAUUUUAGAAGAGUUACAGCAGAAAAAACAACUGCUACUUAAGCAAGGUCCUACAAGCCUACCAGCAGCAACAGGUGCAGCCGCAGGAGACGCACAUGCACUAACCACGUCCCAGAGGACCGCCUUACAGCAUGCUCAUUCGAGUUCUAUUGGCUACUUUAUCCCUCAAGAUUCCUCAUUUGGAAACCUUAUCCUUCCCGUGUUACCGAGGUUUGAGAAGUGAACCCCGGUAUUCAACAGCAAUGAGAUUGACAUUGUGAUCACGUGUUAACGUUGUCAUCAUCAGUAACACUCGCUGUACAGUCAUGAGAUCAUUAAAACCCUUCACAGUAUUGUCA